Messenger RNA from Vespa crabro (European hornet), 5152 nucleotides. It is a transcript of the gene drm, whose product is annotated as protein drumstick. The transcript has 3 exons. Gene Ontology annotation, biological process: embryo development; embryonic pattern specification; embryonic hindgut morphogenesis. NCBI's taxonomy places the organism in Eukaryota, Metazoa, Arthropoda, Insecta, Hymenoptera, Vespidae. The coding region runs from base 1458 to 1703 and encodes 81 amino acids. Gene Ontology annotation, cellular component: nucleus. Gene Ontology annotation, molecular function: RNA polymerase II transcription regulatory region sequence-specific DNA binding; DNA-binding transcription factor activity, RNA polymerase II-specific. The record is from RefSeq and is a predicted model, not a curated record.
UGCUUCGUUCGAGCACAGUAGCAGUGCACCGUUACUUUUAGCUCUUCUCUGUCUGUCUGUCUGUCUGCCUGUCUGUCUGUAUGUGUACGUGUGUGUAUGUAUGUAUGUGUGUGUGUGUGUGUGUGUGUGUGUGUGUGUGCAAGUGCGUGUGUCUAUGUGCGUGUGCCUAUGUGCGUGCACCACAAUGGACACAAAUGUGAUCGGGCCCCGAGGUCUAUUAUGUCCAACUCCAAUUCUCUUUUCCUCUUGUUAUUACCUAACGUCUUUCGAUAUUACAAAAAAUAAAAAGAAACAAAAAAACAAGAGAAAGAAGAAGAAGAAGAAAAAAAAGAUGAAAGAAAGAAAGAAAGAAAGAAAGAAUGAAAGAAAACGACGAAGACUCGUUCAUCGCCACGAUGGAGUCAUCCUACGCGAGAUGAGUUUUCUAAUAAUAGAGAAGAUCAACGCGUUGGAUGAUGAUAAUUUAUGUCCACUCCAUUUGUAUACUUGUAAGAAAGAGAGAGAGAGAGUGAGAAAGAGAGAGAGAAAGAAAGGGAUGGAUAGAUAGAUAGAAAAAGAGAGGGAGAGAGAGAGAAAGAGAGCUUUCUUUUUCUCAAGGAAUCGAUCUUGAAGCGCGAAACAGAAUACUUAACAGCCGACAUUAUUGCGAAGCUUUAAGCCUGCUUCCCUCCGACAUAUCCCGACUCGUAAUUCAUGCUCGCUCAUAAUUCUUCUUUACUUCUUGCAAUAAGAACAAGGAUUCGUUACAAGCGCGAGCGAGCGAGCGAACGAGCAACUACAAAAUAAUCGGUGAUGCCGAGGUCUAAACGUUAACCAAGUAGUAGUGUAGCUUGCUCAUCGAAGACAACGAAGAGGAAGAAGAAGAAGAAGAAGAAGAAGAGGAAGAGGAGACCGAGGACGAGAACGACGAGGACGAGGACGACGAGGACGACGAGGGCGAAGACGACGACGACGACGACGAGGACAACGAAUCCUUCGGGUCCGGGUAUAAGCAGUGAUCUCACUCGUGGUAAUCGCACGCAGCCGGUCUCGAGAGGCUGCCUAGCUGUGCGGGAGGCAGAAAAGAAGAGAGAAAGAGAGAUCUUGCAGAACUUGUAGAGAAGAGAGGGAGAGAGAGAGCAAGAGAGAGAGAGAGAAGGAAGGAAGGUAUACGUCGUCGUCUCUUGUGGAGAAGUGGUGGAAGGACUCUCGAGGCGUUAGUCAGAGAGCGUGAGGAGGGAAAAGGAGACAGUGGGAGAGAUCUUGGCUCGAGAGGGAGAGAGAACGAAAGAGAGAAAGAAAAAGAGAGAAAGAGAGAGAGUGAGCGAGCGAACGAACGAGCGAGUGAGAGAGAGAGAGAGAGAGAGAGAGAGAGAGAGAGAGAGAAAGAGUUAGCGAGGGAACGAGCGAGAAGGAGAGAGAAAGAGAGAGAGAGAGAGGGUCGAGACCAAGAGAAGGAGCGGUGGGAAUUUAUAAGGAUGUUCGCGAUAAUGCCGAUGGAGACAGAGGGGCACGGCAGGGAGUUCGGCCGGCGGCAGAAGAUGCGCGCCAAGUGCACCGUAGAGUUCGUCUGCAAGUACUGCCAGCGGCGCUUCACCAAACCGUACAAUCUAAUGAUUCACGAGCGUAGUCACAAGGACGAUGUGACCUUCACCUGCGAGGUCUGCGGAAAGUCCUUCAAACGGCAGGAUAAUCUCAAGCAGCACAGAUGUGGGUGGCGGUGAGCGGGAGCUCUGAACCUCCUGCACCUUGACACAUACACAAUGCACACAAGAACAAUAUCAACAAUAUCAACAAGAACAAUAUCGACAACUACAACUACAAUAUCAACAUCAACAACAAGAACAACAAAAUUACAACCACGCACUCUUCUUUGAUCACCCGCACUCUUUCCGGGCACGAUGAAAGCGCAAGCAACUUUUUACCGCCCCCACGACAUCCAGCAUGUGCUAUAUCUUAUUCUUCUAUUUUGAUAUACCUUUAUCUUUAUUUUCUUUAUUUCCUUUACAAUAUUCUCCUUCUUUUUUCUUCUUGCAUUCCUAUAUUAAGCUUUCAUAUCGUUAUUUUAUUCGUCAAUUUAUUAUCGAGUCGUCUACGUAUCUUUUUAUCAUUUUCUAUCAUUUUUUUUCUUUUCUUUUUUCCUUCUUUCCUUCCUUUAUUAUUCCCCUUCUUCCAUUUUCCUUCCUUUCGUUUAUAUCUACUAACAUAGCGCGAACAUUCGAUUGGUACGAUCGAUAAUGUUAGAAAGAGAAAGAAAGUAAUUUGAGGAAGCGAAAAAUGUUUCCUUCGAGAAUACUUUCCUCAUCUUCCGAUUUCGACGAUCUCUGUUCCAGGAGCAUACACUCUGUUCCCUACAAGGGCUCCAACGGCUACUCAAAUGGCUGUUCAAAUGGCUACUCUAGGUACUAGAAGCCAUCCGGCCAACUCUGCUAUAUAUACGUAACAAAUUAAGCGUCCUUAAAAUUUGCCCUCACUUUUCUGUUUUUUUUUCUUUUUCUUUUUUUCUCUCUAGCGCGUAAGAGACACACCAAAACCUCCUAACAAGACAUACCAAUUGCAAUUUCUGUUAAAAACAUCAUAUCAUUCUUGUUAAUCGUCAAACCCAUUUUAAGUAAACUAUUUUCGGACAAAAAUUGUUUCCCCUCCUCUUGUUUUUUUUCUUUCUUUCUUUUUUUUCUCUUUCUCUCUCCCUCUUUUUCUCUUUUUCUUUUUUCUUUUUAUCUUGACGCACCGUCUAUGCAUCGUUCUUCCUUGUUCCUCAGCUCCAUCCAUCCCGCGCUUCUUUGAUCGUUCUCGUUUCUUUCUCUCUCGUGUUUCCCUUUCAUUUCUUGAGCUUAGACAUCCAGACCUAGGCACAUCAUCAAAAGAAGCUUUCGAUGCCACCAAUAAACCAGACGACAAACCAGACUUUCCUCUGACACUCGACGAACACAACCUUUAGUGAAAAAAGUCGUCGAUCGAAUACGGCCUUUUUAAUCUGUCCAUCAACGGGUGUCCUCGUCGAGAAAAAGAAGAAAUCGAUAUCGAACAAGAUCGAUAUGCCUUCGGUGGUCGUCGGGCCGCUGUUCGAAAGAUGAAUUCAUUAGCGGGCCGGCCAUUUGUCAAAGACAAAGCCGACCCAGCCGGUGAAUAGGUUUUAACGACGAGACGAAAUCAUUGGGAGAAGAGAGAUAGAGAGAGAGAGAGAGAGAGAGAGAGAGAGAGAGAGAGAGAGAGAAAGAGAAGGGAGGGUACAGCGACACGAUGGAAAGGACUACCUUCCAACGCUAAUAACAAUCCAACUUUAAAGAUGUCUAUCCUUCGAAACGUACAAUUAUGGCGCGAGGAAGCGUGCAUUCAUGAAGGAUCUCGAAUCGAGCUCGUGCUGCUCCUCCGGGCUAACAUUUCUAAAUUGGACUACGUAAUAACCCAGAGAAAGAAAGAGAAAAAGAGAGAGAGAGAAUAAGAGAGAGCAAGCUGCUGUUGGGUAAGGAGGAUGAGGAGUAGGAGGAUGCAGCACCCUGGACGUACCUACUACUUGGUCUUUUCUCUGUUGGCUACUGUGAACCACGCCCAGGCUUCGGGCGACGUGAACCACGUCGUCGUCCAACUUGGAAAUAUCUGCCACCGUAGUUCAAACUACGAAAUAAUCAUCACAUAUAACUCUUUGAGAGGAAUAAAGGGAACAUUAUCUUUGACAAAUGAAAUCGUUCGGGAACUCGAGGAACGUUGUAGGCCGGUAUGUAAACGUACCUACACACUUGAUGACCUUGGGGACGUAAAACGAGGCGGGUCUACACGUCGCUCAUGCAAAAAUACCAGUCAGCUGGGAUCAGCUUCCAGUGGGUGAACCGUUCGCGGAGUUGUCACCUUCGAUUUCGUCUCCGGAAGACGGGCUCGUUCGAUCGGAAACAUGGCAUCGAACCGAUCCCUGUCGACGAUUUUCUUUUCGUUUCGAUCAACUCUCUAUCUUCGGAGACUUUACCACCAUAGAUGCCAUCGUGGAUCCGUUGUUUUUUCUUCUUCUUUUUAUCCUUUUAAUUUUUUUAUUUCUGUCUUUCUUCCUUUUUUCUUUUUCUUUCUCACAUUACUCUAACAUCUUAUAGUCAUGUCUUUUGCGAGAAGGAACGCCCACGAUAGCACGAGCUGUUCAUUCCGAAGACGAGAUCAUAGAGCUCAAGUAGAGUGAAAGAGAGAUCGUAGAUUGUUAACUUAGAUGCGAAAGGAGAGAGAGAGAGAGAGAGAGAGAGAGAGAGAGAGAGAGAGAAAAAGAAAGAUCGUAGUAAGACAUUUUUAUAUUCGAUCGUAUAUUCGAUAGUAUUAGAUACUUUUUUCCUCUUUUUUCUUUUUCUUUUUUUUUUAUUUUUCAUUCCUUUCUUUUUCCUUUUACAACAAUGAAUUUUCUCUUUUAUACGAAUAUAUUUUUUUUUUUUGCGAAACUUUUCUAAUUGUCUACGCGCUCAUACAUACAUACAUACGCACGCACGCACGCAGACACACAUACACAUACGCACAUUGUAAAAGAAUAACACUUUCUCGUACUUUCUCAAGAAUACACACUCGUGCCUUAGAAAAAGAGAAAGAGAGAGAAAGAGAAAAAGAAAGAGAAAGAGAGAGAGAGAGAGAGAGAGAGAGACUCGCGAAAAGAAAAAAACCAGCUGAGGCAUCUCGAGGAUUAUCGAGAGUGGCCGAUCAGACGGUCAGAGGGGCAAAAUAUUGCGAUUCAUCGGAAAGGGAAACGUUAAAAAAAUAAAAUGAAAUAAAAGAAAAGAAAAGAAGGAAGAAAAAAUGAAAAGGGAAAAAAGUAUUCGGAAGAAAUAAAAAAUUAUUUUAUAAAAGAGUCUUCUCUCGUCUCUUAUCUUUUUUUCUUUCCCGUAUCGCUCGUUGAGAAAAAAAAAAGAUAAAUAACAACGCGUUGUCGCACUUUGUACAUAGCUUUGUGUAUCUCUUCUCUCGCUCUGUUAUCCUUAUAAUAACGAAUCGUAGACGAUUGCGAUUAUCUCUCCCGAACGUAUUAUUAAUAUUAAUAAUUAAUAGUUUUAGAAAAUGUUUUACGAAGAGUAAACCUUAGUCAUGUAAUUGUCGUUGUCAUAUCGUCUCUUAGAUAUCACAGAACGACACGUAGGAUCGUUAUCACGUUGUACCUAGCUAUAGGAGUGAUAAUAAUGUUAUUUUUUUUUAAUUAAUUAUAUAU